This is a messenger RNA of Leptinotarsa decemlineata (Colorado potato beetle), 522 nucleotides long. Its product is annotated as UPF0728 protein C10orf53 homolog. The record is from RefSeq and is a predicted model, not a curated record. Lineage: Eukaryota; Metazoa; Arthropoda; Insecta; Coleoptera; Chrysomelidae.
UCGUUGACAUUUAUUUGUCAGAGUCACACAUACUUCAUCUAUUUCAUUCACAAAUGGUUUUCAUAAAAAUUUCCUAUGGUCCCUAUGAGGCGCAUGGUGUUAUUAGACAUAGGAUACAGAGAUUGCGAGGUCUUCUGAGGCAUUUAUCGGAAUUAGGGUACGAAAUUGAAGUGGCGGAGGUGAAUCUUUUCAAUCGAGUGGAAAUUGAGAUGUUUGAAAGAAGGAUAUUCAUAGGUGACAUCAGAAAUUUCAAAUUCAACGAGUCCUACGAGGAUGAUCCCGUCUGUCAAAAAGCCGUAGCAGCUGUAGAAGAAGCUAAAUCGAGAAUGGCGGUUGAGGAAAAUGUUCGAAGCUUUAUUCCGAUAGAACAAGGCAUGAGGUAUGUUCAACGAGUGUCCCAUGGAAUAGAUACGCAGGAAUUGCUCCUAGAUUCAGAAUUAUUGUUCGAAAUACCUGAUAAACAAAGAGCGAGUACUAUUAAAGAAGAGACCUCAGAUGGUGAUUAAAAAUUAUACUAAUAUA